This is a messenger RNA of Hevea brasiliensis (rubber tree), 756 nucleotides long. RefSeq lists its product as uncharacterized. Gene Ontology annotation, molecular function: protein binding. The transcript has a single exon. Bases 1 to 756 code for a protein of 251 amino acids. The record is from RefSeq and is a predicted model, not a curated record. Lineage: Eukaryota; Viridiplantae; Streptophyta; Magnoliopsida; Malpighiales; Euphorbiaceae.
AUGGAUCUCAGUAUACAUGUAGAUGAAGAAGGAGGGUUGGAGCAGAGAAGCAAGCAGCAAACAUCGAUAAUAGCAGAAGGAAUGUCAAGAUUGGAACAAUCCAUGCAUCCUACCUUCAUGGAUGAUGAAUUAUAUAAUGCAGUAAAGGAAGGCAAUGUUGACAACUUCCUUGAAGCCUCGAUAACGGUUUCAAAAAAUCCAUCUCUGCAUUCCAUCUUUGAUAAAGCAGGCCCCUCGCAGAAUUCAUUGCUUCAUAUGGCAGUAAAUUUCAAAAAGGAAGAUAUUGUAGAAUUUAUUGCCCGUCAUCGUCCAGAAAAUAUUUACAGGGAGGAUAUGCAAGGCAAUACUGCUCUGCAUUUUGCUGCUAGAGUGGGAAUUCUGAAGACCGUACAAAUUCUUCUAAGGUAUGCACACAGGAGACAAGAAUUAGUGAGGAAGAAGAAUAAUCUUGGAAACACUGCUUUGCAUGAGGCUGUGAUGAAUCGUCACCCUAAAGUGGCUGAAUUCUUGAUUGAUGUAGAUCAAGAAGUAUGGUAUUGUGAAAACAAGGAAGGCUGGUCUCCACUGUGUAUGGCAAUCAAAACUGGAAAUAACCAGAUUCUUUGUUUACUAUUGGAAAAGCAACCUCAAGAAGCCCGUUAUGGCUAUAAACUUUCAAGUUUACAAGGAAAAUCGCCAGCUCAUGUUGCCAUAAACGAAAAAAAAUUAGGUAUUUCUUCGCAGGAAUCACAGUUCUCUUCUUUCUAUAUAGAGUAG